AUGGCUGUCCUGUUCGGCGCUCAGCGUGGCGACUCGUCUGAUGACGAUGAUGUACCAGAUCUGUCGACAUGGAAGUCCAGCACCCUGCCGAAGGCAACUGGGGGCAAUCCUGCGCCAGUGGCCCAGACGACAGCGAAUACAACGUCGCGAACCUACAAUGCAAGGAAUAUUAACCCAGAAAGUGAGACAAUGCGGCGUGAACUUCAACUCAGUCCGAAGAGACAGUCCUCAUCGAUACUUGGGUUUCAAGCAAUCAACACUCCCGCCCGGCAUGGCGCAUCUAAGGUAUUGGCCACACCAGAAGUAGCAAUGAGCGAUGUCAGGAACGCAGACAAGCAGGACAUAGACGGUGAUACUACAAUAGAAAUUGUUAUUGAGAAUAUUGAUCGCUCCGAGUAUGAGGAUCUGUCCGGAGGUGGCUCUAGUGUACGCAGCAUUCUUCGCGCCAUCACGGGCGAGGACGGUGAUACUAUGUACGAAGUAGCCUUUGGAAAUUAUCUAGUCGAUCAGCUUACUCUUGAACAACUCGAAGAAUAUACAAACGGCCGUCAAACACUCCAGAAGUUUGAACAAGAACAAGCUUCCAAAAAAGCAGCAAAGAAAGUUGUGCGCCGCAGCACAAGCAAGAUUGACACCCGACACUCAACUAUGUCUUCCUCACGACCUGGCGCGAGGACGCAACAGCGCCCAGGCUUUGUCAAUACCAUAGACAACAUUAGUAUCAGCGGAUCGGAUGAAGAGCAAGCAUCAACACGUCGCAGUUCGCGAAGGAGAAGACAAGACACAGAAGAAGAUGGCAACGAAGCUGACUUUGGUCUCGGUGACAGCCCAGAGUCCGAAGACGAGCAUGUGAAUAUGGCUGAGGACGACUCGGAUGACAAGGCGCCGAGGCGCAGGAGUAGCUGUGCAGUCAAGACAAAGACAGAUACACGACGACGUUCAGGUCGCAAGGCACCAGCUUCCGAAGAUGACGAGGAUGAAGACGAUCUUCCACUCAAAUCCGACAUCUACAAGGGAACUAAACGUAAACGUGAACCCCACGGCAUGCGACACUCAGAGCGAUCAACUCGCCACACUGGAGGAAUGCAAGAAAUUGAAGUCGACAAUAUAUAUCGCUCGUCGUCGGACGAGACUGCUGCUCCGGUCAGACCCAAGACCACGAGCACGCGGGAGGUAUUCCAGGCUUUGCCUCGCAGCGAUGACUUCCGGAUGCGGCAUAACCAAUUCUGCGAUACAUGCGGGCAAGGUCAGAAUGCGGCGCCUCUGAUUUAUUGCCAAGGUUGCAGUCUAAGCUAUCACAAGUCGUGCUUGGGACAUCGGACAGGCCGGGAGCAUCUCGUUACUAAAAUUAGCGAAGACAAUUUUGUUUUACAAUGCCGUCGUUGCGUCGCCUUUCCGAAAAAGAAAGAUCCAGUUGCGCCCGAUCACGCCAAGUGCCAAGAUUGCCGCGAGCCUGGCCUCAGCUGUCGUCCAUUUCGCCGUCGCACCACACCAGCACAGGAACAGAAAGCAAGGGAUGAGAACGACGGAGUGGAUCCUGCGACUCAUGUGGACUCCUCUCGCAUCAACAACGCAGACAAUGUUCUCUUCCGAUGUACAGCCUGUUUCCGAGGCUUUCACUACGAGCAUCUGCCGUCCCGUAGUGACAUGUUGGAGCUGGAAAUGGCAGUUGACGCAGAACAACGCUUUCGCGAAUACAGUCGAGAUUGGAAAUGCCGCGACUGCGUUGAGCAGCCUGCCAAGGUUUCAGGAAUCAUUGCAUGGAAGCCUAUGGAUGAAGAUGCCUACGAUCCGAACAAUGGCCUCGAAGCUGUGGAAGAAGACAAUAAGAUCUACCUUGUCAAAUGGGAGGGUAUGUCUUAUUUCCGUGCGCGCUGGAUGGCCGGCGCUUGGGUUUGGGGAGUCACGGCUUCGGGUAUGCGUAAAGCGUUCGCCAAGCGUGAAGAUUCUCAACAUCCCAAGAUGCGAACGGAAGACGCCAUUCCAGAAGACUACCUCCGAGCCGAUAUUGUUCUAGAUAUCAAGUUCACCAGCAUUGUCGAUAUCAACACAGAAGAGGUUGACAAGGCUCGAAUCCGCGAAGUCGACAAAACUCUCGUCAAAUACAAAGGUCUCGGUUACGAGGAUGCCGUGUGGGAGGCGCCGCCAGCGCCAGAAGACGGUGAUCGCUGGACUGACUUCGUCACGGCUUACAACGAUUGGGUGGCGAGACGAUAUGUCAAGCCGCCUAAAUGCCCUGCGCUCAGGACUCGCAUCGAACGAGCACGCAAGGAAGACUUUCAGAAGCUUGAGAAGAAGGCUCAACCUGCAAACUUGGUCGGUGGCGAAUUGAUGAAGUAUCAGAUUGAAGGACUCAAUUGGCUGUAUUACAAAUGGCAACAACGAAAGAACGCCAUCCUUGCUGAUGAAAUGGGUCUCGGCAAAACGAUCCAGAUCAUUGGGUUGCUCGCUACCUUGGUCCAGGAUUGGACUUGUUACCCGUUCUUGGUCGUCGUUCCAAAUUCAACCUGUCCGAAUUGGCGACGCGAGAUCAAGCGCUGGGCUCCGAGCUUGCGCGUCGUUGCGUAUUAUGGUUCACAGCAGAGCAGAGAUCUGGCUCAUCGCUACGAGCUCUACCCUGAAGGUAGUCGGGUUCUUCGCUGUCAUAUUGUAGUCACUAGCUAUGAUGCCGCCGCUGACGAAAACUGUCGGAAGUUCUUCCGUGGUGUUCCCUGGCAGGGCCUGAUUGUCGAUGAAGGUCAGCGAUUGAAAAAUGACAAGAACCAACUCUACUUGGCCCUUGAGGCGAUGAAAAUUCCUUUCAAGGUCCUUAUGACCGGUACACCUCUGCAAAACAAUCAGCGUGAGCUGUUCAAUCUCCUUCACUUCUUGGAUGAAACCUUUAAUGCAGCAGAGCUUGAAGCGGAGUACGAGGAGCUUGAUCCACAGAAGCUCGCAAGACUACAUGAGCUCAUUCGACCGUUCUUCUUGCGACGCACAAAGGCGCAGGUCUUGACGUUCUUGCCGCCCAUGGCUCAAAUCAUCGUCCCGGUCAGCAUGUCCAUCGUACAAAAGACUCUGUACAAGAACAUUCUUGCGAAGAAUCCUGAUCUGUUACGAUCCAUCUUCAGCCAAGAAGCAACGGCAAAGGAUGUCAAGACCGCCGAACGUGCGAGCUUGAAUAAUAUCCUGAUGCAGUUGCGUAAAUGCCUUUGCCACCCCUUCGUCUACAGCAAUAGCAUCGAAGACAGAAAUGUCUCAGUUGGUGCUUCACAUCGAAACCUCGUCGAUGCCAGUGGCAAAUUGAAGCUUCUGGAGCUUUUGCUCCCCCGAUUACAGCAGCUCGGACACCGUGUAUUAAUUUUCAGCCAAUUUUUGAGCAUGCUCGAUAUGGUGGAAGACUUCCUCGAGGGCUUGACAAUGCGAUACAUGCGUCUGGACGGCCAAAUUUCCAGUCUGCAAAAGCAGAAACGCAUCGAUGCGUUCAACGCCCCGGAUUCGCCUUACUUUGCAUUUUUACUGUCCACUCGAGCGGGUGGUGUCGGUAUCAAUUUGGCCACAGCAGACACAGUGAUCAUCCUGGAUCCUGAUUUCAACCCUCAUCAGGACAUACAAGCUUUAGCUCGGGCACAUCGCAUUGGGCAGACCAAAAAAGUUCUCUGCUUCCAAUUGGUGACACGUGCAAGUGCUGAAGAAAGAAUCAUGCAAAUCGGUCGCAAGAAAUUGGCACUUGAACACUUGCUUAUUCGGUCAAUGGACACUGAAGAAGAAGCAGAUGAGAAUGAGCUUUCCUCUGUUUUGCGACAUGGUGUGGCCGAGCUCUUCGAAGAUAACGGGGAACAAGACAUCGUCUUUGAUGCUUUUAGUAUCGACAGACUGCUGGAUCGUUCUCACAUUGAAGCACCCCCGCAAGGCGAAGGUCAAUCCGUCGAGAACCAAUUCUCAUUUGCCAAAGUCUGGGCCAAUGACAAAGCUGCUUUACAAGACGCCGAACAGGACCUUGUUGAGGAGGCACCAGACCCGGGUAUGUGGGUAAACAUCCUCAAAGAACGAGAGCGCAUUGCUGCAGAGGAGGCCGCAGCCAAAGCGGUUACCUUCGGGCGUGGACGACGUGCUCGCCAAAACGUUGAUUAUGCCGGCAAUGUGCAACCUGAAGUCGAUCUUGACGAGGCAAUCUCGACGAAUAAACGUGGACGCAGGCGUGGUGAGAAUGAUGAGAGUGAUACUGACUUCCAGGACGACGAUAGCGACGGCGAUGACGACGUGGCAAUUGUGCCAGGAGAAGAUGCUGUUGGCACAGGUGAAAUCAGUGAGCUGACUGUGCAAUCCAAUCCCAAGCCAUCGACUGGGCUCAGCAAGCCAGGUAAGGCCGAUUCUACUAUUACUACUACCCCAACAUCCAACACCAAAACAUCGAAGUCUCUCAAAGGGCCUCCUAUGCGUUCGCACACCAAAGCCAAAGCAGCGCUCGGGACUUCGUUCAAGGUAGCAAAGAACAAGAGCGCUGCAGGCCAGAUCAGGCAUCCUGGCCAGGGGAUUUCACCAAUCAAAACAUCCAGCAAGCCAAAAGAUGUCGCGUCACCGAAGCAAUACCAGUGUGAAGACCUGAAGCUUACAGUCUCUAUAGCAGCACCGGAGUUCCGCCGAGUCAUCCCAGUGAAUGUGGAGCCCGUCACAACUGGAGUGGCCGACGCCGAAUUGAACGACAGCAUCAAGUGCCGCGCUUGUCAGACAUUUCACCAGGUCGGCAGCUGUCCUCUCAAGAUCGCUGGCGUGGAGCACUGUGGUCUCUGUGGAAUUGCACAUUUCGGCCACGCCCGAGUGUGUCCACACAUCCAAUCCGAGACACAGGUCCGCGCCAUGCUCGAAGCACUGAAAUAUUCCACCGAACCCGAACAUCUCAUCAAAGAGGCCAAACGCUACCUCACCGGCGUCAAGGGCCACCUCGUGCAGAUGAAGAAACAGGCCGAGACGAAGCGCCUCGAGCAGGAAGCCCAGCAGGCUGCUAUGGCAUAUACCGAUCCGAAUGCGCCAUCAUGGCAAUAUCAAGGGAAUGUUUAUAUGGGAGGAGGAGGUGGCAUUGGUGGUGGUGGUGGUGGUGGUUAUCAGGUUGGGAACUCCUCUUUGGGUAUGCACCAUCCACCACCAGGAGGUGCAGGACAGUAUCAGGGGCAUGCGGCACAAUUUCCACGAGUUUAG
This is a messenger RNA of Dissoconium aciculare CBS 342.82, 5178 nucleotides long. RefSeq lists its product as uncharacterized. Gene Ontology annotation, molecular function: chromatin binding; histone binding; DNA binding. The record is from RefSeq and is a predicted model, not a curated record. Gene Ontology annotation, biological process: chromatin remodeling; negative regulation of transcription by RNA polymerase II. The transcript is spliced from 4 exons. Lineage: Eukaryota; Fungi; Ascomycota; Dothideomycetes; Mycosphaerellales; Dissoconiaceae. The coding region runs from base 1 to 5178 and encodes 1725 amino acids. Gene Ontology annotation, cellular component: nucleus; chromatin.